This is a messenger RNA of Pelmatolapia mariae (spotted tilapia), 5082 nucleotides long. RefSeq names its product dystrophin related protein 2 (gene drp2). The record is from RefSeq and is a predicted model, not a curated record. The transcript is spliced from 23 exons. Gene Ontology annotation, molecular function: zinc ion binding; protein binding. Gene Ontology annotation, cellular component: plasma membrane. Lineage: Eukaryota; Metazoa; Chordata; Actinopteri; Cichliformes; Cichlidae. Gene Ontology annotation, biological process: synaptic signaling. Bases 97 to 2733 code for a protein of 878 amino acids.
UGUGUGCCAUGCCAGUCCACAGUGGACGGUGAGGGGCAGGAGGAGGGCACUGAGUGUAGGAGACUGAGAGGGGGUGGCCCGAAUCAAACAGGAGAAAUGAACCUCUGCUGGAAUGAGAUCAAACGCAAAUCGCACAAUAUCCGGGUGCGGCUAGAGGCUUUCUCCGACAACAGCGGGAAGCUGCAGCUCUCCCUGCAGGAGAUCAUAGAAUGGCUGACGGCCAAGGACGAGGAGCUGUCGGAGCAGCUGCCCAUAGGAGGUGAUGUGGGAGCUGUCCAGCACCAGAGAGAGUUCCACCAGGCAUUCAUGGAGGAUGUCAAGUCCCGUGGGCCAUUUAUCUACUCUGUCUUGGAGUCUGCCCAGGCAUUUCUGGCUCAGCACCCCUUCCAGGAGCCCGAGGAGACCCUGACCGAUGGAAAAGAGGUGUCUCCACGCCGGCGGAUCUUGAAUGUGAGCCGCUCUGUAUGGAAGCAGGCGAACGUAGCCAGUGACCUGUGGGAAAAACUGACAGCACGUUGUGUGGACCGCCACAGACAUAUGGAAAGGACUUUGGAGCGUCUUCUUCAGAUCCAGGCUGCAAUGGAAGAGCUGGCAGGGGCCUUAGAGCAGGCAGAGGGGGUGAGGGAUGCCUGGGAGCCUGUUGGAGACCUCUUCAUUGACUCUCUGCAGGACCACAUAGAUGCUACCAAGUUAUUUAAGGAGGAACUGACCCAGGUGAAAGAGGGCAUGAAGCACAUUAAUGAUCUGGCCCACCAGCUGGCAAUCUCUGACGUCCAUUUAUCGAUGGAGAAUGCCCGUGCCCUGGAGCAUCUCAACAGCAGAUGGAAAGUGCUUCAGGGUUCCAUAGAGGAGCGGCUGAAGCAGCUCCAGGAUGCACAUAGAGACUUUGGCCCCGGAUCGCAGCACUUCCUUUCCAGUUCAGUGCAGAUACCAUGGGAGCGUGCUAUCUCCCCAAACAAAGUGCCCUACUACAUCAACCAUCAGGCCCAGACAACAUGCUGGGACCAUCCAAAGAUGACAGAACUGUAUCAAGCGUUGGCGGAUCUGAACAACAUCAAAUUCUCAGCAUACAGAACGGCAAUGAAGCUGCGGCGGGUUCAGAAGGCUCUGAGACUGGAUUUAGUGGCACUGAGUAGCCUUGUGGAGAUGUUCCGGGAGCAGGAGCUGCAGCAGGCAGAUCAUGUGAUGGAUGUGGUUGAGGUGAUUCAUGGCCUGACAGCUCUGUAUGAGAAGCUGGAGGAAGAGAGGUCCGUCCUGGUUAACAUUCCACUUUGUGUUGAUAUGUGUCUCAACUGGCUGCUCAACGUCUAUGACAGUGCUCGAAAUGGCAAAAUGCGAGUUCUCAGCUUCAAGAUGGGAUUGGUGACCUUGUGCAAUGCAGACGUCCAAGAGAAGUACAAAUACUUAUUCCGUCAGGUGUCUGGUCCAGGAGGUUUAACAGACCAGCGUCACCUCAGCCUGCUGCUCCACGAAGCCAUUCAGAUCCCCCGUCAGUUGGGUGAAGUUGCUGCUUUUGGGGGCAGCAAUGUGGAGCCAAGUGUCCGUAGCUGCUUCCGCAUGGCCCCAGGGAAACCUGCUAUUGAGGUGUCUCACUUCCUGGAGUGGAUGAGCCUUGAGCCGCAGUCCAUGGUUUGGCUGCCUGUGCUCCACCGAGUGGCUGCUGCAGAGUCAACAAAGCACCAGGCCAAAUGCUACGUCUGCAAACAAUGUCCCAUAAAGGGCUUCAGGUAUCGCAGUCUGAAGCAGUUCAAUGUGGACAUCUGCCAGACAUGUUUUCUAACCGGGCGCACAACCAAGGGAAAGAAGCUGCACUACCCCAUCAUGGAGUACUAUACACCAACAACCUCAGGAGAAAAGAUGAGGGACUUUGCCAAGACUCUGAAGAACAAGUUCAGAUCAAAGCAGUACUUCACGAAGCACCCGCAGAGAGGUUACCUGCCAGUGCAGUCAGUGCUGGAAGCUGAUACCUCAGAGACACCGUGCUCCUCGCCCAAGCUGCCCCAUGCAGACACACACAGCAGGAUUGAACAUUAUGCCAGCAGAUUGGCAGAAAUGGAGAGCCAGAAUUGUUCAUUCUUCACGGAUAGUCUGUCUCCUGAUGAAAGCCUGGAUGAAGAUCAGUACCUCCUGCGUCACUCCAGCCCAGCCCUGGACCAUGACUCACCCUGUGGACAGCACAUGCUGCUGGCACAUUUGGAACACCAGGAUAAGGAGCAGCUCCAAUGCACCCUGGCCCGCCUGGAGAACGAGAACAGGGUGCUGCAGAGCGAGUACAGGCGGCUUAAGUGGAAACACGAAGAGGCGGCAUCAGUUCCCAUGCUGACUGAGGCUGGAGAAGGAGGUCUCGGUUCACCUACAGCGGGAGGGCAGCAGGACGAGGAGCUCUUGGCUGAAGCACGGGUCCUCCGGCAACACAAGACUCGCCUGGAGACCCGUAUGCAGAUCCUGGAGGACCACAACAAACAGCUCGAGUCCCAGCUGCGCCGGCUCAGGGAGCUACUGCUACAGCCCAAAGAUGAUUCAGAGGCCAAUGGAUCAGAACCAUCAACCCUGUCUUCUCCUGUGUCUGGAGGAGGACAUCAUGGGGAGCCAGCUAGCAGAGAGACUACAGACACUGAAGCAGCAGGAGAUGAUUUGGAGCAUGAGCAGGACACAGUGCUGCAGCUCCAGGAGGUCAUUGAGCAGCUGAGAAACGUCUUCCCUUCAGAACCUGGCACCACAUCACACAUCUAACCCUGAGUGUGCCUGGAGGAGCAGAAAGAAAGCCUGAAAGAACGCCUGAUGGCAGAGGGAGGAGCUCUAUACAGCUGAGGUCAGGCCACAGUACAUCAGGCCAUGUGACCACUGCAGCGGCAAUGAUACUUAGAGCUAACCCUCUACUGGAAUUUUGUGCACUAAAAGCCUUUUUCAUGCAAACUGCUAAAGGCUCACGCUGAUGUCCUUUUGGCCAGGCUGUGCUUCAUAGCUUCAGUGGCGCAGCCUGACACCAUGUUAACGAGCCAAAGGAAACUAAUAUUAGCAGCAGGUCAGGGAGAGACUAAAGUGAUGGAAAAUGCCCAGCCAAGACACUGUGUUUACCAGUAUUUGUGUAGUCAUUCAGAGGUGGGAAGCUUUAUAUCAGUCUGCAGCACAAAUUGGACCUUCCAUGAAAAGAACCUCAAAAAAAUGCAAAAAGGGAAUAGGAAGGACAUCCAUUGUUUCUGUCAAAAUGCCUGUAUCUUCAGUGUGUGUUUUUUUCCCCCCUCCUGAAUGUGUUGUCAUGGUUGUUAUUUUUGUAUUUUGAAACGAGGAGGUGAGCUAAAGCUUAACCGUGUAAGCUAGAUCAGGGCUGGGCUGACUACAUUUUAUGUGGCUGCGUGGUGCAGACUGUCAAGGAGUUGACAGCACCCACAACGGGCUUAUUUACUUUUUCAGAAUGACACAUUAUCAGUUAAAUCCCUGAUUUAUUUGAGACAGCCAAAGUGCCCGCUAGCACAGCGCCUCUGUAUGCACACACUGUGUUUCUCUAAUCCUGUCUCACUGCUUGUCGCACUCAUUGCUUGCCUCUCCUAAGUGAGCCCUUUACACCCAUACAGCACUAACUGCACUCACUGUAUGUGCACACACGUAUGCUGCUACACACGCACCCCCUAUUUGCAAUACCCCCCAUGCAUCCACCCACAUUAUGCACAAAUAACCAAAUGGCUCCCUGCAUGAUCGAUAACAUGUGCUGUGAUGUAUCGCCAGAAAUACACCAUAGGCCAAUUUCAUAAAAAUGGAGAUCUAUUUCAUCUCGUAGGAUAUAAACAAGUUCUCAGUGGUAAGCCAAUUUGUUUUAUGAAUGGAACUGUGUUUUGUUUAGGAAAUGUCUGCUGAUAAAUAUCAGCAUGCAUGCCACUGCUCUGAGAUCUUAGAGUUCUCCUGCUUUGUACAGACAGAAGGAAGGAGCUCCUAAAAGUUAAAGCUCCCCCACCCCUCGAUAUGCUAAUUCCAAACACUACAGGGGGGGUAUAAGGCACACCAUGAUAACCCAGUCCCAUACCAGCUCCAUUCUUAAUAAUCCCUUCAUUCCAUGUAGAUUUGAAAAGAACAGUAGCUACUGACUCUGCAUGUGUCAUUUCCCCUCAUGUUAAUGCAUACUUAAUUGCUUUUAGAUUUACAAAAGGAUGUGUGGUUGAUAUGGUUUCACCCUCAUUGUAUCAAGCUCAUAGGGUGCAUUUUGUUCUAAACAUAGCACAGUCAAUUAAUGCCUUAAAACCAAGCUGAAUCCAUAAAAGACAAGAGUUAGUCUUUCUCCACUUUUUCUUUCUUUUUUCAUUAUGCUUUAAAUUCAGGGAAGGAGGUUGCGUCAGGCGCGUGUUUGUGCACUAGUGUCUGUCAGUCCCCGGACAGACCUGUGGUUGAUUGGAAGUGACAGCUGGAAUGGAAAAGUGUGGAUCACAGCAUGUGAGCAUCCAUAGGGUGAAACCGGUUAAAUAAGGCUUUUAUGAGUGAACCCAUGGUGCCGGGUAUGCUUGGAGGGAGUAAAGAUCUAAGAGACAAGAGAGGAAAGCAGAAAAAAAAACAAUCCAUUUAUUGCUUGAGGGCUGGUGGGAGAGAUCCACUUUGAUGUGCCUGCCACAGCAAAAUCUCCAGAAGCAGGACUAAAGUUUGCCUGAAACAAUGAAGCUGUGGUUCUGUGUCUUUCUCCGUACUCAAACCAUCCCAUUCUCAUAGAAAAGAUAGUCACAUAUACAUUGAGGAAUCCAUGCUAAACUUUAAAAAUAUCAUUCUGACCCCACAUACAUGAGUUUAAAACCCAUGUGCUGCAUUCAUUAUGGGAUCUUCCUCCAGGCACAUAGCACUCACAUUUGACACCAUCCUCCUCAGCACUCGUUGCCUGUUCGUUUUGAUACCGUUGCUAGGGAACUGCCCCCAAGGACGAAGCUCCACAGGUUUGCAAGUUGGAAAGGUGAUGUGCCAUUCAUAAUACAAAUGCUAAUAGCCUUAAGGGAAGCAAGAGAGGCCCUUGGUUCCCAAACACAGCUCUCCUUUUCUUCACUUCCACCUCCACUGAAGCCUGCCACUGUUAAGCUGCUGAAGAUAGUCAUUACUAUUUGUUGA